Molecule: messenger RNA, 4007 nt
Organism: Haliotis rufescens (red abalone)
Lineage: Eukaryota; Metazoa; Mollusca; Gastropoda; Lepetellida; Haliotidae
Exons: 12
Coding region: 1692-3233 (513 amino acids)
Biological process (GO): transmembrane transport; monoatomic anion transport
Molecular function (GO): transmembrane transporter activity
Source: RefSeq, a predicted model, not a curated record
GGGUGACCAAUGAUGUUGUUAUCAACGGGAGGCCUAAAAACAACACGACAUUCAUGUCAACCAAUCUAUAAAUGAUGGUCCAAUCAGCUACGGAUUGGACAUAACAGGAUAUUCCAGGACAUUCUUCAUCAACAGUUAGACCAUUUCUACGACCUUAAUCAAUCUUCUAUCAUGAUAUAACAUUUAAACUAAGUUUUCCUAUAAUAAUUAGAUCCACAUGAAAUGCUUUUAUGAGUUAUCAUGGUGUAAUAUUUAUACAUCAUUUCACAUGAUAAUUGUUUAGCAAGUAAUACAUAUCAUCAGAUAAAAAUGUAUAUAAAAUAUCAGUAGUUUCAAUUAUAGCUUUUUAGAUAGAUGCUAGCCUAAGGUAACGAGAACACAUCUCCUAGACAUACUAUUCAAUAUUUAACAAGCUGUGAUAGUCUAAAUCCACUCAGAUACUGUUGUCAUUGCUAUAAUUUUGUAUAAAAAAGACCAACAUUUCAUAUCAAAACAUAUUGGAUAUACAUACAAAAGUCAGUGUACUCUUUCAUACGAAAAAGAACACACAUAAUGCACAGUGUUAUUGUUCAGAAAUUAAAUAAAAUGUAUUUAUAAGUCAGCACAAAAGUUCAUGACUACAGUACUUCUCACAAUUACUCACGUCUCCACUGCGGCAUCUCCGCAAAACUUUGGGGGAAUUACCGCGGCAUGUCUGGAGAAUAACGACAAUACGUUUCCGUAACGUGGUACCAUUAUGAAAUACACGUGGUACAUUUGCCUAAUAACUGCUGUAUUUUGAUUACCUACCGUAACGUAUCAUUUUGCAUCGCAAACGUUUCGCAGAAAAGAGCUCAGGAUGUAAGCACCUGUGAGUACCACAGUUUAUUAAUUUACAAAGUGCUGUCAGGAGACGCCAUGGAGGGGAAGAUCAGCUUACCCAAUGCAUCACAGAACAAGCAUCCACUGCCCGAUGAUGCAUGGGAUGCUGAAGGCCUACCCGGAAUCUAUACGGGUCUUGUUUUACUUAUUUCCUUAUACCACGUCAUGCAAUUUGAAAAUGACACAUUUCAUGCUUGAUCAUAAAAUAACCAAAGAAAUCCAAAUCGUAGGUAACAUAAGCGUGAAUUGAUCGAUUUAGUUGGUGUAUCUUAAAAGGCUGUGACAAUAUAUGGGUCAUUCUCUAAAAAAGUUGCAUUUCCUCUACAAAUGAAUUUUCUUGAAAACAACUCAUAAUUCUGUUUUCAGAUUACUUGACAAUGAAGUUAUUUAUCAGAUGUAUGCAAUAUUCUGAUUAAAUUACUGCUAUAACCUUAUGUUAGCCAGUAAAAUACCUUAAAUGUGCAGUAUUGUGCAGAAAUUUGUUGUCCACAAAUAAAAAAUUAAACUUUCUCAAAUUGUCUAAAGUCUCUGGGAACAAAUACUUUCCAAAGCCCUGGUGAUUUAUGUAGCAUGACAUCAUGAAAGGAUAAUACAUCAGCAGAAACCUGUUGGUUUUCCACUUGGAUUCAUUAUUUAUGGCAACAGUAAUCUUGUCAAGAGUUACAGUCUCUGUCCUGUCACCAGAUAGUACAAAUACAAAAAAUAAUUGCACCUGUGAUAUCCCAGAAGGCUAAGGUCUUUGCAGGUCACUUCCUUUCCAGUACUAUCAUGUCACCAUAUGCUCGAGCAUUUUACAGUGGUGAAGUGUCUUGAAAAUAACUGGGGGCGCAAUGGAGGGGAAGAUCAGCUUACCAACUGCAUCUCAGAACAACCAUCCAUUGUCCGAUGAUGCAGAACACUCGAACCAUUCGAUAUGCUGUUCCCAAAGACUGAUUGUGGUAUUAAUGGGAUUUCUCGGGGGAGUUAUGCUUGAGACCAACAGGUCAAAUCUCAGCGUGGCCAUCGUGUGCAUGGUCAACGAUACCACCGGCAACUACAUCAACGGUACAAAGACAACACAAACACAAUCAGAGAAUGCGGAGUUCUACUGGUCCAAGGGAGAACAGUCUGGAAUUCUCAGCGCGUAUUUCUAUGGUUACAUGGUAACACAGCUUCCAUCUGGAAUACUGGCCGCGAAAUAUGGCGGGAAGUACGUCAUGUUUAUUGGGAUGCUGAUUGGCUCGACCGCCUCAUUGCUUCUACCAAUCGGCGCCCGGACGUCCAUCUAUCUGGUGUAUGCACUGAGGGUGAUUCUUGGGCUGGGCAUGGGAGUCUAUAACCCGACUAUGCAGGCCAUUAUUGGUAGAUGGGCGCCGCCAUUGGAGAGAACCAUACUUACAGCUAUCUGCUAUUCAGGAUUUUCGUUUGGAAUCAUAGCCACGUUCACAAUAUCAGGAUAUAUGUGCAUCUAUGGUUUCGAUCAUGGCUGGGGGUCCAUUUUCUAUGUUCCAGGAGCUAUAUCGAUGUUAUGGUGCUGCCUGUGGUGUAUAACGAUCGCCAGCACACCGGCUCAGCAUCCUCGAAUCUCGAAGAGGGAGCGGAACUACAUUAUUCAUGGAAUAGGGGAGACAUCGCAGCAGACUUACAAAACGCCAUGGGCGGCCAUUUUGACGUCUCCCGCGUUUCGGGCGUUUGUAGUCGGACAUGUGUGUUUCGCCUGGCUCGUGUACACUCUGACGACCAAUACACCUACGUUUUUCAAGGAGGUUCUGAACUUUGAUAUAGCAGAGAACGGGUUGUUGUCCGCCGUCCCCUCUACCAGCCAGACUGUUUUUGGGCUGCUGGCCGGUCAGGUAUCAGACUAUCUCCGGUCAAGGAAAUACCUCAGCACAACGGCCACUCGGCGGAUAUUUCAGAGUAUUGCAUUCCUUGGGGCAGGUGCGUGUCUGGUUGGCACAGGCUUUAUGGACGCUGAGAGGCGAUAUGUUGCAGUAUUUCUGUUAGCAGCUGCAAUGGCAUUCAUGGGAUUGGCGACAGCCGGAGUGCUGGUCAACACCGCCGACUUUGCUCCAAGAUACGCUGGAAUAUUGUUCGGUAUUUCUAACACUGUUGCAACAACACCAGGGAUGUUAGCACCUCUCCUUGCCGGCAUCCUAACACCGAAUAAAACUCAGGAAGAAUGGCGGAACGUGUUCUACGUCUGUGGGGGAGUCUGCAUCCUUGGAACUUUGGUGUUUGGCACCCAGGCCCGGGGGGAGCUGCAGCCCUGGGCCGUGGAACAGGCGACGGUGGACGUGGGGGAGGGGCAGGAUGUACCUGGGGGGUUGACCAAUGAUGCUGUUGUCAACGGGAGGCUUGAGAAGAACACUACAUUCAUGUCAACCCAUCUAUAAAUGAUUGUCCAAUCAGCAGUGGAUUGGACAUUCCAGGACAUUCUUCGUCCACAGUUAGACCCUUUCUACUAACUUAGUCAAUCUUCACUCAGCUGUGGUUUGGACAUUACAGGGGAUUACAGGACAUUCUCCGUCCACAGUUAGACCCUUUCUACUACCUACAUCAAUCUUCAGUCAGCUGUGGUUUGGACAUUCCAGGACAUUCUUCGUCCACAUUUAGACCCUUUCUACUACCUACAUCAAUCUUCACUCAGCUGUGGUUUGGACAUUCCAGGAAAUUCUUCGUCCACAGUAAGACCCUUUUUACUACCUAAAUCAAUCUUCACUCAGCUGUGGUUUGGGUAUUACAGGACAUUUUUCGUCCACAGUUAGAUCCUUUCUACUACCUAAAUCAAUCUUCACUCAGCUGUGGUUUGGACAUUCCAGGACAUUCUUCGUCCACAGUUAGACCCUUUCUACUACCUAAAUCAAUCUUCACUCAGCUCGGGUUUGGACAUUCCAGGACAGUCUUCGUCCACUGUUAGACCCUUUCUACAGCAUACAUCAACCUCAGCUCGUCGGGAAUGUUUCGAGAUGUAACCUGAAGUUGUUUAGGUUUUUCAAACAUUUUUUAUUCCAUUUCAAUACUAUACAGAGAAUAUAUUAAAGACGGUUUGGCAUAACAGCAUGUGAUUUUAAUUGAAUUGUACAUGGUUGAGGGCAUACAGGGGAUAUGUGGGUAUAAAUAUUUGUAUAAUGCCCAAUUGUAAUAAAGAAGUUGCUCAUCCAUAACAA